AUGGAUACCAGCAGCACUGUGAUAGAAAUUGAAUGGAACGAACCCACCGUCAUAUCUUCACCCGGCUAUCCAUCCUCCUACUACGGCUCGAACCUCGACCUUACUUGGGUACUCAAGGCUCCAGAGGGUCACAUCCUUCAGAUACAUAUUCUAGAGCUGGCCCUAGAAACGAAAUACGACUACUUGUACAUUGGUUAUGGGCCUGGUCCCAAUAAACCUGGUUCUUGGGAGCUUCAGAAACUGACUGGGUAUAGCAAUUCCAGUGAACCCGCUACACCCGGUCACUCUAUGUGGGUCAGGUUCACCACAGAUGUCUCAACGGGUGAUAUUGGAUUCAGUCUUCGUGUCACAGCUAUACUAAACCCUGGAUGCAGCAGCGGUCAAGUGCAAUGUUCAAGUGGAAUGUGUAUCAACGAAUCGGCAAGUUGUGACGGAAAUAACGACUGUCUCGAUUUCUCAGAGGAGGAAUACUGUCCGUACUGCGAACAAGUUCAAUUUGAUAUAUGUAGACAGAACCUGGCCUACGAUUUGACUUUUUUCCCGAAUCGGAACGCAGAGACAGCAGACGCUGCAGCGGGAAGCUUUCCAGACAUGGCAGAUACUAUAUCAUCGUGCCAUGAUCACCUGUUCCCUAUCAUGUGCUCCGUUUACUAUCCGGAAUGCACCCAUAACGGCCCCACCCAUCGGGUUUGCUACUCCGACUGUUUGGCAGUCACUGAUGCCUGCAAGGCAUCCUUUGAGCAACUCCUCGACCGUCCAUGGCCCGUCAACUGUUCGAUGUUUACCGAUGAACAGGAGGAAGAUGGGAGCUGUUUUGGCCCUAUGGGAGAUCUUUUCGAUACCAAAAUAUGCGGGACACGCCCUGCAUACACACCAGAUCAAUACAGGGUUCUUGGUGGUACCAACGCACGCCCAGGGGAAUUCCCUUGGAUUGGUUCACUCCGCAUCGACGGAUUGAAAUUUGAAGGACGUUGGUGUGGGUCUACCCUGAUCAACUCUCAAUGGGUUCUUACCGCAGCUCACUGCGUUGAUUACUACGUCGAUCGUGUGGUUUUUUGGAACGCACAUUUGACGGAUGACUCCGACAACGAAGUAGCGAUUGAGGUGGCUGAUAUUUUCGUCCAUCCCGAGUACGACGUCUAUUGGCUCUACAACGACAUCGCUCUGAUACGACUUGCUGAACCGGUGACAUUUAGUGACUACGUCAGACCCGCGUGUCUGUCGGAAUCCUCGGAUGAACUCAAUGACUAUCGUCGCUGUCUCGUCGCUGGAUGGGCAACUAUACUGGAAGGCUCACCGUUGACAGAGAGCUUGAAAAAAGUAGUGGUGACCCUUCCUAACCAAGGCGGGUGCAAUUCUUCGUACCAGGAGACUCUGACAGAAGAAAUGAUAUGUGCUGAACUAGACCCAGGUGGAAUUGAUACUUGUCAGGGAGACAGCGGUGGGCCUUUGACCUGUGAGGGUGAUGAUGGUCGAUGGCAUCUGGUCGGACUAACAAGCUUUGGAGGAGGAUGCGCUGAAGAACGCUUGCCCGGCGUCUACACCAGAAUCUCAAAGUUCCAGUCAUUUAUUACAGCUGUGGUUUCAGGAGCAAUAACACCGGGUGUUACUGAAAUUACCCUUGAGCGUGCCGUCUCAGUGACCAUCACUUCUCCAAACUACCCUUCCAACUACAACAUCGGCGAUAACAUCGUCUGGAAGGUAUCGGCCCCUGUUGGACACAGCGUCAGGCUGGACAUCGUCCACAUCGCUACCAAAUUUAACGCCGACAUCUUGUUGGUGGGCGAUGGACUGACGCCCCUGAGUUACACAGAGCUUGCGAAGCUGACUGGCUAUGGGUUAAAUUCAACUGUGACGUCACAUGACCGCCAUAUGUGGCUCAAAUUCAAGAGUGACCCCUUUAACACUGACGUUGGAUUCAUGGCAACACUGAACGCUGUGGAUCCGAGAGGUAAUAAGGUCGUCUUUGUGUCAUUUUGA
Molecule: messenger RNA, 1980 nt
Organism: Strongylocentrotus purpuratus (purple sea urchin)
Lineage: Eukaryota; Metazoa; Echinodermata; Echinoidea; Camarodonta; Strongylocentrotidae
Product: suppressor of tumorigenicity 14 protein homolog
Exons: 10
Coding region: 1-1980 (659 amino acids)
Biological process (GO): proteolysis
Molecular function (GO): serine-type endopeptidase activity; protein binding
Source: RefSeq, a predicted model, not a curated record